Pelobates fuscus (common spadefoot toad) is the source of this 6748-nucleotide messenger RNA. It is a transcript of the gene LIMCH1, whose product is annotated as LIM and calponin homology domains 1. Bases 304 to 5472 code for a protein of 1722 amino acids. The transcript is spliced from 34 exons. Gene Ontology annotation, cellular component: stress fiber. Gene Ontology annotation, molecular function: myosin II head/neck binding; actin binding. Lineage: Eukaryota; Metazoa; Chordata; Amphibia; Anura; Pelobatidae. Gene Ontology annotation, biological process: regulation of focal adhesion assembly; actomyosin structure organization; positive regulation of stress fiber assembly. The record is from RefSeq and is a predicted model, not a curated record.
UGGGAUUCAGCAUGUGCUGGGACUGCUAAUUGUUCCCUGUCUUUGUGAGGGCUGCAGCAGUGCCUGGCUCUGGGCUCUCACUGAGCACAGUAUAAUCAGGCAUGUGAUUGCUGCCAUUGCUCUCUAUAGGAGGAGGUGGCUUGGGGAUUUGCAUUGGCUGAAGGCAAAGCUGCAAUCGUCUGAUUAUUUUUAGCCGCCGUGUGGUGCGGAUCACGUUGCACAGAGAGCGGGGACUCUCUGACCAGGAGGCUGGAGAAAGCUUGCUCUGUGCAGACACAGGAUCCCAGCCGCCUGCCCCUGGACAUGGCCAGCCCUGCACUGGUUUUAGGGGAGCUACCCCAGCCGCAAGACACCCCCCCGGAACCAGCUUGCAAGGAGGCUCAGAAGUGGAUCGAGCAAGUAACUGGCAGAAGUUUUGGUGACAAAGACUUCAGAACUGGGCUGGAAAAUGGAAUUCUCCUCUGCGAGUUGUUAAAUGCAAUAAAACCAGGACUUGUAAAAAAGAUCAACAGGCUUCCAACACCCAUUGCAGGAUUGGACAAUAUAACUUUAUUUCUAAGAGGCUGUAAAGAACUUGGACUGAAAGAAUCCCAGCUUUUUGACCCUGGCGAUCUACAGGAUACUUCAAACCGAACAACAGUCCGGGUUUCAGAUUGCAACAGGAAGCUACGAAAUGUACUAGUCACUGUUUACUGGCUUGGAAAGGCCGCAAACGGCUGUAUUUCAUAUAGCGGAAACCACCUGGACCUGAAAGAGUUUGAGGGAUUGCUGGCACAAAUGCGAAAGGAAAAUGAAGAAAUUGAGAGUCCAAAGCGAAGCAUUCGCGACAGUGGCUACAUAGAUUGCUGGGACUCAGAGAGGAGUGAUUCGCUCUCUCCUCCGAGACAUGGCAGGGAUGAUUCCUUUGACAGCCUGGACUCGUUUGGUUCUCGCUCCCAGCAGACUCCGUCUCCAGAUGUGGUGCUGAGAGGAAGCAGUGAUGGAAGAGGAAGUGACUCAGAGUCUGACCUGCCACACAGAAGGUUACCUGAUGUAAGGAAAGAUGACAUGUCUGCAAGGAGGGUGUCCUUUGGUGAAAACAAAGCAUUUGUGCCUUUUAAUCAAUAUCUCCCCAACAAAAGCAACCAGACAGCCUACAUGCCAGCCCCACUACGAAAAAAGAAGACGGAGCGCGAGGACUGCAGGAAGAGCUGGAGUACUGCCACAUCACCUCUCGGAGGAGAGCGCCCUUUUAGCCAAAAUCAUUCUGGGACGAUUGAGGAAGAAGAAAAUGACUUGCAUGAUGUGGACAUUGAAGCCAAAGUAGUUUCUUCCCUUGAACAAUUACCUAGUAACCCAUCACAUGUAAAAGUUCAUUCUGCUAAGCGAGAAGACGGGGAGGACCUGCUGUCUACAGCUUGUGGUCCUAAAGUCAUAGAGGAGGUUGAGAAAUUAAAAAGCCUAGAACAAGCUGGUAUCAAGGUCAUGCCUGCAUCGAUACGCUACAGCAGUCAAAAGCAAAGUACGGAAGAUGGAGAAACAGACACUGUGCUCCGAAAGGAGAAUGCUGUCCUGAUGUGCAGUGAAGGUGUGGCUGUAGAUUCUGAAGAGGAGGAGGAGGAAGAAUCCAGAGUACCUGAUAUAGAACGAGAUGAUUUGGCAACUAGAAGAGCAAAGAUGAACCAGGCUAGAACACCACCAUCGUUUAACCAGUAUAUGUUUGGCUCAUAUUUAAACAAAACUAAAACUCCUCCAGAGACUUCCAAGAGCCCGGUUCCUCUUUCUCCGGAGAAAUCUGUGGAUAGAAGCCACUGUGAAUAUAAAGAACUGAAAGUAGAAAAGGUGAUUAUCACUCGUAAAGAAAACUCCAUUCCAAAUCCUGCAAACGAGGAUUCUGACACAGAGGGGGAGCAGGAAAAACUUCCGGAUAUUCAUAGAGAUGACCUGGCCAAGCGCAAAACUACGGGAGCUUUAUCACGGCACAAGGAGCCUUUGGUCUUUGCAACAUCCACAAUCUCGAAGACUGACCUGGAAACCUGGCAAAGGCUUAAAGUGUCUUCGGAAGAUAGUGAUCAUCCACUGACAGAACAGUCCAACAAACCCGACGAAGCUUCCCAGAUUGAUGUUGUCCGCGCCACAAGUGAUGAUUUUGUCCGACGCAAGUUAACAUUGCAAGAAAAAAGGUCUAGAAACAAACAGAAGUUUGUGCACUUUGGCCCAGUAACGGAAAUUGACCAACAAAAAUGGGAUAGACUUUGUAUUGCCAGAGCUAGUGCCCCUCCAGAAGAUGGGACAGAUGCAAUGGAUCAAAGAGUCUCUAAUGUGGUUAAUGAGGAGAUAACACAGUUCUCUUCUCUGAGCUUCAAGAGCACUGAGAACAUUAAUGAUAAAGCUGCCAUAAAUAUUUUGCCAAGUCCCGCAACUGGAUCUACUGUCUUUUGCAAGAAGUCAGAUCCCUCAGAACCUCCUGAGAAAGAUGAAGGUAGUCCUCUUCUAGACAUCCAGCGUGAUGACAUGUUGGCGAGGCGAACUGGUGCAUUUCAGAAGCUUUCCAGACUUAGCCAGACAUCUACUAUUUCCCACGAUCGACAUGUUACCGGCAGUCACCUUGAAGAGAAAUGCUUUAAGGAAGAACGGUUUGAGGACAAACUUGCAAGAUCAGUGGAUGAAAACAAGCAACUUAGGUCUGUCUCUGCAAAUAAGGAUCUGAAAUUAAAGUCCUCUGAAUCAGUGGAACGUCGAAUGAAUAAAGAAGAGCUAAUUCAUUUGAAAGAGGAGGGUCAAGAGGUAGUUGAUUACACUAUGGGAAGCAAUACUUCUGUUCUAGAGAAAGACGACAUGAUGGCCAGAAGAAUCUCACUCUGUCAAAAGCAAGCAGGAGUAGGCCUCAGUCAAUUUCUUCCUGUUCCAUUUUCUGUGCAGAAAAAUGAAAAACCUCUAUCGAGUACUAACAAGGAACAGAAACCCAUGAGUUCCAUCCCAACUGACCCUAUAAUGCCAAAUGUUACUUCGGAAGCUCCUACACUCAGAUUUGAAAGUCCUACAGUGCCCCACCAGCCGGAUGCACAUACUGAUUUUAAAGAUGAGCAUAUUUCUCACCCCCAAGCCUGUGACCCAGCUCAGAGCCACAGUGUGGUGAAUCCAUUCUGCUCCGAUUUAAGCUCCCAACCACAGGCAACUGGUGAAACGUAUGACCAGGAAAUAUUGAGAUUCAGUCCGCGAUCUGCUCUGUCUGAUGAGAGCAUGAGCAUGUAUGACAUGAGAUAUGAAGAAGAGGGAAGCAUGCUGCCACAUAGCCGAGCUCACCAAGAGCAUCUGCAAACUGUUAAUGACCUGCUCAAGGAAGAAGAUGAGACCUGGCAAAACGACCUGGCCAAGUGGAAGACUCGUCGGAGAAGUGCAUCUCAAGACUUGAUAAAGAGAGACCAGGAGAGGAAGAAGAUGGAAAGGUUACUCAGUGGAGAUAAUGACUUCUCAGAAAGAAGGAAAAGUAUCAAAACGUAUAAAGAAAUUGUGGAAGAAAAAGAACGUAGAGAGCGAGAACUGCAUGAAGCUUACAAAAACGCCAGGACAAAAGAAGAAGCAGAAAAGAUACUGCAGAAGUAUAUUGAAAGGUUUACAAUAAGUGAAGCUGUUCUCGAACGCUUGGUAAUGCCAAAAAUCCUGGAAAGAAGCCAUUCUGUGGAACCAGGUUUAUUGACCUCCUCUGAGGACCCAAAUCCACUCAAGUACCUGAGGCAACAGUCGUUACCAUCUCCAAAGUACACUGCUACCGUAGAAGCUGUGAUUUCUUCCCCCAGCAGUGAGUUGGAGUGCAAGGUUCUACCAAGUGUAACAUCCCCGAACAAAAAUGUGAUCUCUAAGACUGUGCCUAUGCUGACAGCCAAGCCUUAUUCACAGCCGAAGAACACACAACAAGUGCUCAAGACUUUCAAGGUCGAUGGAAAAGCUAACCUGAAUGGAGAAACUUGUAAUGGAAUGGACCAGAAGGACAGAGGAUGUGGGAACUUGGUUUUUGCUCACUCUCUAACUCGAUCACAGCUUUUUGAAGGCAAAGCCAGAGUAGACGAGGUGACCAAGGAGAAGAAGCCGGAUGUUGCUUGCCUUGAGCUCAGUGUGACCAGAUGUGACAUACAGAAUUCUGUCAAAGAGCUACACGGUUUCACAGGAACAGAGAACCAUGUAAGCCUUGGGGAUGAACUAGCUUCUAAUGUAAAAUCAGAAGACCACUCGGUGCAACACUACACAAAAGGCAAUGAUCAUUCAGUAAGCCUCACCCAGGUGGGAUCAUCUAUAUCCAGCAUUGAAUUAACACCGUGUAUACCUCUGAAAGAGUCUGCGGUUAAUGGCAAGGUUUUGGAAGAGGAGAGAAAAGUGGAAACCAAAACAAUUAUCACAAAUUGGGCUCAGGCUUCUGAUUCCAAAGAACAAAAAGAAAUGUUAUUUCUUCCUAUGAAGGAUGCCAACGGCGAAACUGAAUGCAACAAGAUUUCUCCAGCGGUUACACCAUCUCUCACUUCACCAAGUCGAUUUUGCUCUUGGGACCCUGAAGAGGAGAGAAAACGUCAGGAAAGGUGGCAGCACGAACAGGAAAGGAUUCUUCAGGAAAGAUACCAAAAAGAACAGGAAAAAUUGAAGAAUGAAUGGGAAAAGGCUCAGAAAGAGGUGGAAGAGGAAGAACGCAAAUAUUAUGAAGAGGAGCGGAAGAUCAUUGAAGACACAGUGAUGCCAUUGACGGUGUCCCCAGUGGCUGAUGUGAAUAUCAGUAUGUCUGAAAGGAAUGGAAAUGUGGGAGUCCCUGAAGACAAUCAUGAAAAAGAGAAUAUGAAGGCUGGGACGCUCUUGACAGAGUCGCAAGGAUGUUUGAUAGACAGUAUUCAGACAAAGAAUGAUAAACCACAGACAUUGUGGGAACAAGAAGGAGCUUUUCUUGGAGCUGAAGAAGAGCAUGCAAAGGGAACAAAGAAGAGACAAGAAAUAGUGGAAAAUGAAAGUGAAAUGAGAAAUCAUAAUUCUGUGAAUGAGUUUAACACUCCUACCAAAUGUAUUUUACAGCCAGGUUUACAAGAAGAUCAACAUAUGGCAUCACCAGAAAAUCAUCUGCCUGUGGUCACCGAUUCUCCAAACAAUUGCCUUGAUGGGCGCUCAUCUCCUAUGAUAACAAGGGGAACUGAUGGCCAGGAGAACAUGAGAGGAGUUGGUUAUCCCUCACAGUCUUCUGCAUCACAAUGCCAGUCACCCAACAGGUACAAAAGGUCUGUCAGUGGGAAGAAGUUGUGUUCCACAUGUGGACUUCCUCUUGGAAAGGGUGCAGCCAUGAUCAUUGAAAAACUUAGUCUUUACUUCCACAUUCAGUGCUUUAAGUGUGGGAUUUGCAAGGGACAACUCGGUGAUGCAACCACAGGAACGGAUGUCCGAAUUCGCAAUGGGUUAUUAAACUGCAACGAUUGCUACGUGAGGUCCAGAACGGCUGGACACCCCACACCAUUGUGACCCUCCUUUCUACUAAGAAGAAAUUAUUUUUUUACAAGAGAAGAGUUCCACGCUACUUUGCAGGCGGACUACGGACAAUCAUAUACACCUGCUACGACUGACACGUCUCAUGCUAAGAGCUGUGGAAAUAAAUAGUUGAGUGAUAUAGCCUGCACUGUGCCCAUUUACUUACAAGACAUGUGUCCUGUUGUGCCUCUUUAACAUAGCACAUGAAGGUGCAAGAAUUUGUACUUUUACUCAAUGGGCUGCAUCCUACAUACAAGCAACACAAACGCCUGUAAACAUACUGCUUUGUGUUAAACAGCCAUGCUGUGAUAUUUCCUACACCACAGACGUGGCUACAUGUGCCCUUCUUACAUUCUUUCUUUAAAGGUUCCAAGAAGACUUUGCAUUGGACCCUUAAAUAAAUACAUUAAAAAAUUGAUACUUAUUGUAAAAAUGCUAAAUAUAGUGAUUGCAAUACUUGUCCACAGGUGUAGAGUUUAGACAAGAUGCAUUGAAGUAUUAUGGGACAUCGUCUUUUGAGAACAGUUGGCUUUGACCUUGAACGUCUCAAAUCAUCAUUCUGGAUUGUUAUCUGCAAUACUUUUUUUGAUAUCCAGUCAGUGUUGUCCAGAUUUAUGAUAAUGUACAUGCUCGGGGCCUGCCAUAUAUUUUUCCAACAAAUCCGUAGAUGGCUUGUUAGGGAGGGACCUGGUGGUUUGUGUGUAGCAAAUAAGCUUUCUCUGGCUGACAAUUAUGCACCAGUUAUCUUUGAAUGGUUCCAGGCACUAUCAGGAGUGGAAUGCAUUGUCAAUCAUUCUGAUUUAAUCACCAAUGUACUUACUCUGUUGGUUUGCAGAGAAUCCCAAAUUCACUGUUCUAGUGUUUGGUUUGCUAGCAUUUGAUAAAAUCUAUCCACAUGGAUUCUACAGCUGUUGUGCGCUUUUCUUAUUUUGGGUCAUUCUCUUUAUAAACAGAGUUUGUCUCCUAAUUAACAGUGCUAUAAAUGAGAUAUCUAUAAAUAUAUAUAAUCAUCAUUAUAUAUGACACUCUUUGUGUACGCUUAACGGGCUCUUGGUUCUUGAAUAUUGCACCGUGCAUACCCUGCAUAUGAUACCCUACCUUGGGUUGGACUAAGACAUUUCAUAAUAUAACACCAUAAUAAAUGUAAUAUUUACCAGUAUAUAUGGUGUUAAUUGUUCUAAGCUAUAUCAGGCAUCCCUACCAUUGUUAAAAGCCAGUGCUGCUUGGCUUUUUGAGUUUUGAUAUCCAAAGCUCUAGCAUUUAUUUGGGU